AUGGGGGCAACUGAAGGGCCAGGAGAUAAGCCGAUCGAUAAUGGGACUCGCGGCAUGGAGGAUUAUUUGCGUGUCGCGCUCUUGGCAGCCAAGCAAGCAGGUAUCGUAGAUCUUGUGACGGAGACUGACAAAAAGUGUGAGGAGAUAAUCUUCUCGAGCAUCAGAGAUGCUUUCCCAGACCACAAAUUCAUUGGGGAGGAGGACAGCGCAGCUCAGGGCUUCACAGCGGAUUUGACUGAUAAUCCUACAUGGAUGGUGGAUCCUGUCGAUGGCACCACUAAUUUCGUGCACCGCUUUCCCUUUGUGUGUGUCUGCAUUGGGCUGGCAAUCGACAAGAAGGUUGCAGUGGGGGUGGUCUAUAACCCAAUUCUUGACGAGCUCUACACAGCUAUGCGCGGCAAGGGCGCGUUUCUGAAUGGCCAGCCCAUCAAUGUGUCAGGCUGCACAGACCUGGGGUCAGCCUUGAUCAUCACAGAGAUAGGGGUGACUCGCGACGACGCGACACUUGACGCGCUCUUCGGCCGCAUCUCGGCCAUUGUGAAAGGGGCGCGCUCGGUGAGAUGCAUGGGCUCAUGCGCGCUGGACAUGUGCUCGGUGGCAUGCGGCCGGGCAGAGGUCAGCUAUGAGGUGGGCUUUGGGGGGCCAUGGGAUGUGGCAGCAGCAUCGCUCAUUGUGGAGGAAGCUGGGGGGCAUGUGGCAGACCCUGCAGGGGGGCCCUUUGAUAUCAUGGGGCGGCGAGUGCUGGCGGCCAGUAAUGCCGGCCUCGUAGAGCAGGUGGCAGCACUCAUUGCACCGCUGCCGCUGGGUCCCAAGGAGCCGCAGCCCUCAGCAGUGUCAUAGAGUAGCAAGUUUCCUAGGAUGUGCACGGCUAAAAAAGGUAGUUUGUAGGAGACACGAUGACAACUCGUUGCUAGAUGUAGAUAGAUUUGUUGAUUGUACAGCUGACUGAUUGCCUCUUUGACCUAUUUCCUGGAAAGCCUGGGGUAAGCAUAACAGGAUGAUUUCGGUGUUUACUGACGUUCAUUGUCCCAUAAAUCAACCUUCUUGACGUGUUGACGCGGCCUUUGAGUGAUAAUACUUCAGUUCGGUUUAAACGGAUGCCGGCAAAGGACAAUAGUACAUUCCAUUGCACCUUCAAAUACUUCACAAGAUGCCUCGCUGAUUGCAUGCUGG
This is a messenger RNA of Coccomyxa subellipsoidea C-169, 1173 nucleotides long. RefSeq names its product myo-inositol monophosphatase 2. The record is from RefSeq and is a predicted model, not a curated record. Gene Ontology annotation, biological process: phosphatidylinositol phosphate biosynthetic process; signal transduction; inositol metabolic process. The transcript is spliced from 5 exons. The coding region runs from base 1 to 840 and encodes 279 amino acids. Lineage: Eukaryota; Viridiplantae; Chlorophyta; Trebouxiophyceae; Coccomyxaceae. Gene Ontology annotation, molecular function: inositol monophosphate 1-phosphatase activity.